Molecule: messenger RNA, 4381 nt
Organism: Ixodes scapularis (black-legged tick)
Lineage: Eukaryota; Metazoa; Arthropoda; Arachnida; Ixodida; Ixodidae
Product: zinc finger protein 136-like
Exons: 3
Coding region: 467-1288 (273 amino acids)
Source: RefSeq, a predicted model, not a curated record
UUUCCUUUGCAUGUGUCCUUUAAGACAAUAGACAACUUUCAAAAAUGCCUCCAUGCAGAAUCUAUCGUUCUACAUGUGCCUACCUUUGCCCAAAAUCCGGCACAUCGGGAACCACAAAAACAAUGCUGAGUGUUUUUUCGAUAUCUCUCAGCAAACCCUACUGCAUUGUAAACUUGUAGGAAAUCGCAGCAAUAAAAACGUAAGCAGCGUGUCCCGUCACGGCAUCAUGAGAAAAUCUGAAACUGAAACCGAAACUAAGUGGCCAACUGGUACCCAGAUUUCUUUUUGUGUCACCAGUGCCACCCAUCAUCCAGGACAUCUCAACGAGCUUGAGUCUUGUUGGGACAUCUGCAGGUCAAACCAAGCCAAGCGGUCGAUGCGCGAGCAGCCGAGCCGGCCGAGCUCGCGAGUCGCGAAUCAGCCAUGCAGCCGUCGUUGACGAAAGUAUGCGACGACACUACUGACAAUGUCAGCUUCGUGUGUCGUGUGUGGUAGUACCAAUCAUCUUUACCGCAAAGUCACCGUGGAUCUGUUUCGAUUUCCGUCGAAAGUCUUGAGUCCUGAGAAGAGAGCCGCUUGGAUAGCUGCUGUAAGGAGAGUGCACCCGGGCGGCUCGCUGUGGGAGCCGAGCGAGGAUUGCCAGAUCUGCAGCGCGCACUUCAUCACAGGACAGCCAUCGUGCUUCAGGGACCACCCCGACUUCGUGCCCUCCGUGUUCAACUACUCAAGAGCUCUCGGCGAGUCCGCAGUGCAUUCGCAAGACCCCUGCGUGGAGAGGCGCGAAGGAGAGGGAGCUGCACUUUUGGGAGAGACCAGCUGUUCACUGAAAGUCACCGAAAACAUCUCGUUUAGAUGCUGUUCCUGCACCUAUGUCACCAGUUAUCAGCAUUGGAUGUUGCGCCACCUGGUUGCCCAUGGCAAUGAACAAUGCGAUUACCAGCAUCCUCCCAUGUCACCUGCCUCUAGAUCCCAAGUGCCCAGCAACACUCGAGAGCACAACAGUGAAAAGGUUUUUAAGUGCAAGGUGUGUCCUCGAGUCUUUGCUAAGAAUCGCCAACUGACCGUCCAUAAUCGAACACACAGUGGUAAAAGGCCUUUUAAGUGCAAGCUGUGCCCCCAAGCCUUUUUUGAGAAUUACCGUCUGAUCCGCCAUAAUCGAAUUCACACUGAUAAAAAGCCAUUUAAGUGCAAGCUGUGCCCUCAAGUCUUUGCUAAGAAAUGCCAACUGACCGUCCAUAAUCGAACACACAGUGGUAAAAAGCCUUUUAAGUGCAAGCUGUGUCCCUAAACUUUUUCCGAAGAUUACCAUUUGAUCUGCCAUAAUCAAAUACACGCUGGUGAGAAGUUGUGUUCUCAAGUCAAAUACACGCUGGUGAGAAGCUGUGUUCUCAAGUCUUUGCUAAGAAUUGCCAACUGACCGUCCAUAAUCGAACACACAGUGGUAAAAAGCCUUUUAAGUGCAAGCUGCGUAGGUAGCAGAUUGCACUUAAACGGCCUGUCACCACACAGUGGUGGCAGGCCAUUUAAGUGCAAGCAGUGCCCCAAGCCUUUUCUCAGAAUUACAUUCUGAUCUGCCAUAAUCGAACCCACACAGGUGAAAAACCAUACAAGUGUAAGUUUUGUCCUCAAGCGUUAGCUCAGAAUUCCAGUCUGACCCACCAUAAUUGAACACACACUAGUAAAAAGCCAUUUAUUUCUGCCUGUGCCCCAAAGCCUUUUCUUAGCAUUGCAACCUGAUCUGCCAUUAUCAAACGCACAGUGAUGAAAAGCCAUUUGAAGGGGUACGGAAACCAAAUUCUGGAGCUCAUCUCUGCUUAAACCUAAAGAGGGUUAAAGUAGGGCUUUACCAAAACCAAUAUUUUGUAGGAUAACGCAAGAAAACAUAUUUUAAACUGAAUUUAACUAUAACCAAAAAACCACCUCAUGGAUGUCUGAAGCUUCGAUGGAAUGCCGUGACAACAACGUGUUAGUAAGAGCAGUGCCACAACGGGAAAUAGGCUCACUCACAAAGAUUACUUAGGCCUGAACUCGUGCCUCGCCAAAGGCUUCAGGUGCUUUGGUGAGUAGCAACAGAGUUGGCCACCAUUAGUUUCAUUAUCAGGUGAUCUUUCCGGCAAUGCUUGUUUGGGGUUGUUUGGGAAUUGUGUACAUGCAAUGAUGAAAUGUGUAUUUAAACGGGCCCAAAUGCCUGCCUCUUUUCAAGACGGGACAGCCGCCUCGGUCGACUGCGACGAACUCGAUCACUACAAAGUCAACACACCUACUCGCGUUGCUAAAAGGAGAUGGCCCGCAUGGCCUCUGCAAAGCAGGGCACUUGUAAACAAAUAGCUGCGGCGUUUUCGUGGCUCCGAAAAUGCAGGAUAAAGCCAGUCGGAGCGCUGGGAGCGGAACCGCUCCCAGCGCUCCCACUAAGAGCGUAACUCCAGUCGGUUCUGCUCCCAGCGCUUCGCACUGAGAGCGGAACCGCACUGGCACUGUGUUCUUGGUCACCGCGUCUCGAACAAUCUUUUACAAUCGAUUUUAUGAACCACUGGGCCUAUAGAAAAUCGCAACUUGAUGCUGACUUAGUUUGACGUGGGCGCGUUGGCAAAGUUGAAUAAAACUGAAAGAAUAAACAGAGACGGACAGAACAGCACAUCUUUUGACUUUCAACACAAAUAGCUUCAUUAGGCGCCGGCACCCGGCCCAAGAGACCCAGAGACAGAAAGGAGGAGGGCGAAAAAGAGGGAACAAGGGUAGGUGAGGGGCGGUAGGGAGAAAAUGAAGGCGACACAGACAGGAAAAUUUCUAGCUGGGAAGAAGGAAGGCCGGAAGGAAAGCCGGAACGAAGCACAACUGUCUGGAAUGCGUAGUUUUCGCAAUAUCGAAUUUGUCCACUUUUCGUGAAACACUCUGUAUAAGUGCAUGCAGUGCUCUAAAGUCUUUUUCUCUCUAAUAAUCUCAUUUGCCAUGCUCAUUUGCUUAUGCAAGAUAACCUUACAAGUGACAGCCAUUUAACACGUCUCACCUGUGGGGCAUGUGCCAAAGCAGAGGAUGAUGAUCCCAAGGGAGAUUACAUUAAUCUGGUGGCAGGGAACUGCCAAUGACGUCCAAGAACCGUCGGUCGAAUAUCCAGUUUGGUUACCUUAUUGAUUGUGCAACCAUGGCUAAACUCUUGCAUUGAUCAUGAGCCUCUCAUCCGAUUGCCACUGUUUGUAUUUGCACAAAGGUGUUGAGGAGUAGGGAGAAAUUUCUUGCCAGCAAUGUAAUUGCAAACCUAUAAUUUUUUCAAUAGAUGGAAAUAGAUCAGUGUAGCUAAACUGUUGCAUGUUCCUCAUCUGAAUGCACACUAGGCCAUGCUUUUGCUCCUGUUCAGAGAUCCUUUGCACUUGCUCGAGGUGUGCUCAUUUCAGGUGUGGUCUAAUAUGUUUGUAAAACUGUCUUCAUUGUUUUGUUUUUACUCUGGUCUAUAUUAAAGGUAUACACUUGCAAAAAUAAAUGUGUGACGAAGUUGUGGUUUGUCUAUCUAAAAAAAAAGUCUGGCAGUUUAAAUUCUCAGACUUCCUUUUUUCUGUUUUUGCAGCCUUGGUACUGUAGCAAGUAGGAAGUAAUUUUGGGGAUUUUAAUUUUGAUGUCCUGUAGCAUGCCUUUCCAUUUUGCUAUGAACUCGGCUGGGAGCCAAUUUUGAGUGCUUGUGUGCACUACAGCUGUUUGUGCUCCCCAUUUGAACCUUGCUAUACCCUGGGACGACUUUUCUUGGCAAAGCAGUCAAAGGCACUGGCACACGUGCCCACUUCUAUGUUAAGCACUGACCAAAGCUUUGCACGAGCUCUCCUCUGAAAUGUGAAGAAAAGUUGUCCCCAAGUACAGUCGAAUUCCCACACUACCCAACAGGUUUUACUAUGGAGUGACUGUCUACCGAUUUUUAAUACUGUGUAAUGCGUGUUCCACGCUGUGUUAAAAAAAAAAGGUAAUCUUUACCGAACUGUCAAACCGGCUCAUUGUGAAUUGGUUCUUGCCUUCCUUCUCUACUCUGGCAUCAUCUUCGUAAUCAUGUUUUUAUACGACACAUGCUUUUGUGAUAUCGGUCUCUCUUGUCGGUUAGGUGAUCACAAUAUUCCGUUACUCUGUACUUUUGUUCCCGACGGUUGUUUCCUUGUUGCUUUGGUCUGCAUGUCAGAAUUCUCUGACCGUAGGUGUCAUGUACGCCAGAUGAUGUCUUUUGUACAGGAUCCUGUGGAGUGUGCUUAGUUUUGCAUUGUAUGCACUUGUAUAUAUGCAUUGUGGAUUUUUUUACUCUUGUUUGUGUUGAAUAAACUUUGCAGAUGAUAAAUGUGUAACUGCAGACAUCUUUAUCUGUGUUUCUCACAAAUAAAUCUUGACAGUUUGAGCUUCCACAGUG